ACAAUAAACGCUGGAAGCGGGUCCCUCUUAAGAAAAUCUAAUUCAAAGUCAUUUCAUUUCAACUCCUCUUCCCAUUCUCCUUUCUCCUUUUCUUUCCACAGCAGUGGUACUCGCUAUUGUACGCCAGUAGGUACACAGUAAGCACCAACACCCUUCCAUUUUCGUACACCCAACGCUUUCUAUUUAUAUCUUCCUACGUGAAUGCCUAAUUGUACUUUACCAUUAUUACCUUCCCUUUCGGAUUUGGAUUUGGAUCGGAUAUUAAAAUGGAUCCGCAAACUUCGUUGAUUAACCACGCCGGAGGUUUUCAGUCUCCGCCUCCGCCGCCGUUUAAUUUGGCUGAUAUCUGGCAGUUUCCAGGCAAUGCUGGUGGAAAUGCGACGGCCUAUAGUUUUCCGGUGUCGGCGUCGGCGGUGGCGGCGGUGGAGCAGGAGCAUAAUAUGAGUGAUGUACCGGAGAAUGAUCCGAUGAGAAGAGCUAGGAAGCGAAGGGAGGAUGAUGAAUGUGCUAAAGGAGUUUCUACUAGUGGCAAUGGCUUGACUGAAUCUGAUAGUAAACGGCUGAAGGCUACGAGAUUGAAUGAAAAUUGCGAAGCUAGAUGUGAUGGGGAAGGGAAUUCAAGGAAGUCUGCAGAACAACCUGCAAAGCCUGCUGAACCACCGAAAGAUUACAUUCAUGUGCGAGCAAGAAGGGGUCAAGCUACAGAUAGUCACAGUCUAGCAGAAAGAGCUAGGAGAGAAAAGAUAAGUGAGAGGAUGAAAGUCCUCCAAGAUAUAGUCCCUGGUUGUAAUAAGGUUAUUGGCAAAGCUCUUGUUCUUGAUGAGAUAAUAAAUUAUAUUCAAUCAUUACAACACCAGGUUGAGUUUUUAUCAAUGAAGCUUGAAGCGGUUAAUUCAAGAGCGGCAAGCAUAGAAGGAUUUCGAUCUAAAGAUUUUGGACACCAAACAUUUGAUCCAAAUGCAAUGGCAUUCGGUUCACAAGCUACAAGGGAAUAUGCCAGGGGAACAUCACCAGAAUGGCUGCAUAUGCAGCUUGGUGGAGGAUUUGAACGAACAACAUAAAUCCGCAUCAAAAGGUUAUUAAUAAGAUCACUGAGAGGCUAAUGCCUUGGUGAUCGCCAGAACACAUGGCCAGACGAGGUUUCUUUGUGAGCUUAUAUCCGAUAUUUUUAUGAGGCGCAAAGUUGUUGAAUGUCUAGUACAGCUGAUAGACAAACAACCACAUUUUCAACUUCGUUCGUUGGUAAAGCAUCUAUCUUAUUAUACUUGUUGCAGGCACCAUAUUCUCUUUCGUGAAUACUGGAGCACAAUUGUUAAAACUGAUACGUAUUCUUGUGCAAAUGCUUGUUUAAUAAUAGGUAUAGAACUGGACGUAUCAAUAUGUUGUAUUUGUACCUAUAUACUAGCUUAAUAAAGUGUUCUGUCCCGUCCUAAAAA
Capsicum annuum is the source of this 1436-nucleotide messenger RNA. Its product is annotated as transcription factor BHLH089. Gene Ontology annotation, cellular component: nucleus. Gene Ontology annotation, molecular function: DNA-binding transcription factor activity; protein dimerization activity. The transcript has 6 exons. Bases 267 to 1061 code for a protein of 264 amino acids. Gene Ontology annotation, biological process: regulation of DNA-templated transcription. Lineage: Eukaryota; Viridiplantae; Streptophyta; Magnoliopsida; Solanales; Solanaceae. The record is from RefSeq and is a predicted model, not a curated record.